UAAUUUGUUACAUUGACGGCUUGUGUUUUUCUACUGUGUCCAAUCAUCUGUGCAAUUAGAAUGUCGAAAUCACUAAACUUCUAUUAUGACUUAAUGUCUCAACCGGCGCGAGCUUUGUAUAUGUUUUUGAAAUUAAAUCAAAUUCCAUACGAAGGUGUUCGAAUAGACAUUGCCAAAGGUCAACAUCUCACCGAUGAAUACCGAAAUAUUAAUCGUUUCCAGAAGAUUCCCUGUAUCGUCGACGGCGAUUUCAGAUUAGCUGAAAGCAUUGCUAUUUACCGGUAUUUGUCAAGUGUGUACAAAGUGGACGAUCAAUGGUAUCCGAAGGAUGCGAAAAAAAGAGCCCGUGUCGACGAAUACUUGGAAUGGCAGCAUAUGAAUACGAGAAUGUCUUUGUCGAAGUACGUCUGGAGUACUUGGCUAUUACGUUCCAUGACGGGAAAGACAGUAUCGGAGGCAAAAAUCAAUGAAGCCAGAAAGCAAAUGGAAGCCACGCUAGAUUUGUUUACGAAACUAUGGUUAAAUGACAGUCAAUUUAUUGCUGGUGAUGAGAUAACUUUGGCAGAUUUGGUAGCUGCCACUGAAAUUGAACAAUUAGGUCCCACAAAUUAUAAUGCAUUUGAGGGUCGUCCUCAACUGAAGAAAUGGAUCGAAUUGGUGAAGAGUAAGACCAAUCCUCAUUACGAUGAUGCUCAUAAAAUGAUUUAUAAAGUAGCCGCAUUGAAUAAAGCGAAAUUGUAA
Bradysia coprophila is the source of this 741-nucleotide messenger RNA. Its product is annotated as glutathione S-transferase theta-1-like. NCBI's taxonomy places the organism in Eukaryota, Metazoa, Arthropoda, Insecta, Diptera, Sciaridae. Gene Ontology annotation, molecular function: glutathione transferase activity. Gene Ontology annotation, biological process: glutathione metabolic process. The record is from RefSeq and is a predicted model, not a curated record. Gene Ontology annotation, cellular component: cytoplasm.